UUGUUUUAAUUGCAGCUUGUUACCUCUAAGCUGAACAGUAUAUAACCUGAAGGAACCAAGGAGUAAUGUGUGAACACAGGACCAUAUCAGAAAGCGAUGCAGUGAAGGAGGUUCUGGACUCAGUUUUGGCAAUAAGAAGGGAGCCCAGCCACUGCUCAGAAGGUCCGCCCACCACCAGGUCAAAAGAAAUGUGUAAAAAGCCUCUGGAAAGAGAAGAAAAGACUCCCAGCCCGGUCUGGCCGGGAAGUUCUAUCUGCUCCGCGAGGAACGGUUCAGCCCCUUCGUCAGGCCGGCCGCGCCCGGGAGCCCGGGGGUCCUGUGCUCGUCCUGGGAGGUGAACGAAGAGCUUCGCAACAGCCUUGCUGGUGUGACGCCAGCCGGCGGCAAAUGAGCCCUCCUUGUCUUCUGGACGUCCGCGCCGGAGGACGGAAAGGAGGCGGACGCCCAAACUGCGGGUGGCUUCAGGAAGCCUUGCCCUUAUCCCCUUCGAGCCGUGCAAGAAGGGGCACUGUGCACAUGCCCCUGCUCCUUCGCCUGCCGUCGACGCCGUCGGGGCUGAGCGCCAGCAAAACAACGAGAAGUUGUCUCCCGAAAGGCGGCCGAGGGACCUGCAGCCAAACGUAGACCGUCGGGGCUGUCCUUCGCGUGGGUGGGCAGCGCCCUCCCCGCUGGAGGCGGGGAGAAGUGAGCCAAGCGUCUCGGGCUCCGGCAAGGCCGGCUUGGACGAAGUCCGGACGCCUCGGUUCGGCACUGUUGCUGCCGCCGCCCGCCGCCCAACCCUGCCCGGAAGAAUAGCAGCAGCUGGACAUGCCCGCACGCCUCCCCGGACUGGAGCGUUGCCCCGCGAACCUCGCAGUCCACCCGCUCCGACCUCCGCCCCUUUGGCCUCACGAGGAUGCCCCGGGCGCACGGGACGCGAGUGCCGCUCCUGCUCCUCCCGGGCGCUCUCCUCGGAUUCGUGGCAGGGAGAGAAGUCAAAUCGGCCCUGCAGAGCCUCCCCCAGCCAAUGUCUCCUUCCGAUUUCCUGGACAAGCUGAUGGGCCGGACGUCAGGCUACGAUGCUCGCAUUAGGCCCAACUUCAAAGGCCCACCCGUCAAUGUGACAUGCAACAUCUUCAUCAACAGCUUUGGUUCAGUCACAGAAACGACCAUGGAUUAUCGUGUCAAUGUCUUUCUGCGGCAGCACUGGAAUGACCCUCGCCUGACUUAUUGGGAAUACCCCGAUGACUCUCUAGAUUUGGACCCCUCCAUGCUGGACUCCAUCUGGAAGCCAGAUCUGUUCUUUGCCAAUGAAAAGGGAGCCAGCUUCCAUGGAGUCACUACAGACAACAAGCUUCUACGCAUUUUCAAAAAUGGGGGUGUGCUAUAUAGCAUUAGGCUGACUCUUAUCCUCUCCUGCCCUAUGGAUCUCAAGAACUUCCCUAUGGACAGUCAGACAUGCACCAUGCAGCUGGAGAGCUUCGGUUACACCAUGAAUGACCUGACCUUCGAAUGGGAGACGGAGCAGGAGGCCGUGCAGGUGGCUGAAGGCCUGACACUCCCUCAGUUUAUCCUGCGGGAUGAGAAAGAUCUGGGCUAUUGCACCAAGUCCUACAACACAGGGCAGUUCACCUGCAUCGAAGUGAAGUUCCACCUGGAGAGGCAGAUGGGCUACUAUCUGAUCCAGAUGUACAUCCCCAGCCUGCUGAUUGUCAUCCUUUCUUGGGUCUCCUUUUGGAUCAACAUGGAUGCGGCACCAGCUCGAGUGGGGCUCGGCAUUACCACUGUGCUGACAAUGACCACCCAGAGUGCAGGGUCUCGGGCAUCCUUGCCUAAGGUCUCCUACGUCAAAGCCAUUGAUAUAUGGAUGGCCGUUUGCCUGCUCUUCGUCUUUGCCGCCCUGCUGGAGUAUGCAGCGGUCAACUUUGUCUCCUGCCAGCAUAAGGAGCUCCUGCAUCUGCGGAGGAGCCAACGGCGGCAGAGGAUGGAAGAAGAGGUGGUCCGUGAGAGCCGCUUCUACUUCCAGGACUACGGACUUGGCCAUUGUCUGCAGCAUAUGAAAAGUGGGGCAGCCAUGGACAGCCCUAUCUACGGUCCACCCCCUCUGGCCCCCCUCCUGCGAGAAGGAGAAAUGCUCCGGAGGCGCUAUGUGGAUCGGGCCAAGCGGAUCGACACCGUUUCCCGAGCCGUCUUCCCCUUCACUUUCCUGGUGUUCAACAUUUUCUACUGGGUGGUCUAUAAAGUGCUCCACCAAGCAGCCCCUUGAGCUGUGGCCAGGACCUGCCACCCAGGGCAUCAAGAACUGCCGGUGGCUUCCUUCCAAGCUUCUGCACUCAAAAACACGGAAACAUUGACUCCUUUCCCAAAUGCCAUGCUGAGAAAUUUGGCACACUUUGCAUGAUGGUAAAAUGUGCAAAAGGAAGGUACGGUUAUUGUGCCACUGCUGACCAUGAUAGAGCUUCGGGUGGUCAUAUUUCAUAAGGAGGACCAUGGUGGGGUCCCCUUUCUUUCCUAGAUUUGUGCUGCUCCCCCUGAAAUCCAGGAAGCCUUGGGAGAACUAAAGAACUGACAGAUAGCAGAGAAGCUCUAGGUCACUCAGUCCACCCUCCCUGCCCGGUGCAGGCAUCUGCUGAGCUUUCUCUUAUGGCUGUUCAGCUCCUAUUUGGAAACCCCCCAGCAAGAGGAACGCAUCCAUGCAAGAUUUUCACAUUACUCUGCAAUGAUUCCCAAGAGGAAAUCCCUCCUGAGACUCAGCCUACAUCUCCACAGUGUCAAGGGAGAAGACAAGCAAUUUUGUGGUCUGCUCAAGCCAAAUAGAGUCAGCUGCUCUGUUUCUGGGAGGGCUUCAGCUCCAGGCCCUGCUUGCCCCGGGAGUUGCCCUCUGAACCCCUAUCUACCAUUUUAAAGUUUCCAAAGCAGCAUAGUGUGCAAUGGAACAAUGGGCUCUUCUGGCCUGGAGGCUGCUGCUCUUAAUGCAGCCCAAGAUUACAUCAACUUUUGAGCAGCUGCACCACAGGCUUUGCCCGUGUUCAGCCUGCAGUCCAUGUAUCCUCCUCACAUGCCAAUCCAGUCCUGCACCCAGAGCUAUGACAAUUUUCAGGAACGGGGCUUCAGGCAGCACAUUUGCAGAUCUUCAGUUUGGAUCAGCCCAGCAUUCAGCCUGUCACAGUCAUGUUGAAUUGCACCGUGGUCCUUCAAGGUGUUAUUCAACACCCUUACCUUGCUAUCAUCUGUGACUGUGACCACCAUCCCCCCCCCAGGCCAUCCUCUGGGCCCCUUAAAGAGAUCGUGAAUGGUCUGGGCCAAGGAUGAGCGCCCCUUUUCUCUUGGACAAUGCAAAGCCAUUAAUCCACUGACCAAGGUUGCUCAAUCAGUUGCAAGCUUCAGACUAGCCCACACCUCUACCUCUGACCAGGACAGAUCCACAAACCCAGCCCAUUUUGCCAGCCCUUUUUAUGGGUACAGCCAUCGCCUCACCCAUAAACCCUCCCAAGCCCGCUAGGAGGGAAGAGCUCGUGCAGGCAGCAGGAGAGCGCCAAGGACUUGGGCCAGCCGUCUAUCUUCCCUCUUCUGGAAGUGUGCCGUCAGCUUUCUCCCCUCUCAGGCCCCUGGGAGAGCCCCUUGGCAGCAGCCUGGCACACUGAUUUAUUAUUGCAUCAGUCAAAUGACUCUUGGCAGAUAAAGAUUUGAAACAUUUAAGGCAGGUAAAUAACAGAAUACAACUCAGAGAUGAAACAGCUCAGGAAUAAAAACAGAAUCUGGCUAGAUAGAAUAUCCUCGGAAACAGUUCAGCUUUCAGCAUUUUUCUGAAACAGCUCAGGGAAGGGGCAACACGUCCUGGACUCAGCCCUCUUUACCUCCCAGAAGGGCUCAGGACAAGCACCAAGAGCAGCUUCUCCCUGCAUGGCUGAGCUAAGUGCAUUGGGGAGAGGCAGUCACCAGGCUGUUCCAGUGCCAGGAAAUCCAGGGCUGCGUGGGCUCAAGGGAGACAUGCACAAGUCUGAGAGACGUGGCUGAACCACAGGCUUAUAUGUUGAGUAGGGAACCAUGUCACAAACCCCGUUCAGUCUUUACUGAUCAAAUUUAUGGAUGGAAAAUGUUUGUCUGGCCAAUCACUCUGGGCCGUUCACAGUUGCUGCUUACUGAAUUUGGAGCCUCUCCAGUUCCAGUAGAAGCAGAGUUAUGUGCUGAGUGGAGCAGUUAUUUUAAAAGUGCCCUUUUCCUAUUAGUUCAUCCCUUGCGGCCACUAUGGGCUCACUCAGGAGUCUGCUCUCUUCAGCAAAGGGUCCCUUCUUGCCCUGGAGCCCCUUGAGUUCCUCUCUUUCUUAACCUGGCUGCUCCCUGGCAUGCUGUGGUUCAGCUGCAAAUGGCCCUACAGCGCAGCAGUUUGAUGGGCUGCAAAGAGAGAGCAGGAGUGGAACACACACACACACACACACACACACACACACACACACACACACACACACGCGAAGCUCAAACUUUAAGAUCCAGUCCUGGGCCUGAGGCAGCCUCCACCAAACAGGAUGAAGCUCAUUGGCGAAUCUUAAAGAAGCUGCCAAAAUGGAGAUUAAGGUCAGGAAGGAAGGAAGGAAGGAACAGCCCUUUUGAAAGACCAAACAGAGAAGAUGAGGGGGUGGGGGUGGCCACUGGUUGCACUGGGGCUGAAACAGAUGCCACAGAAGCAGCCCAGGCCAGCAGCCUCGUAGUCAACUCCUGGGGCCCUGAAGUUCAAUAGGGCUGGGGCUGGGGCGGGCAGCCAGCCUGAACGCUGCCUGGUGGCCCCUAACUUUCCCAUCUCCCCACCUCACUGCAAUGCCUCUACCCCAGCUGCAUCACUUUUUUCUUCCCUGCUACUUCCCAGUUUGCUGAUCGGACAUGUACCUUCCCACUUGUGAGUGUGGUUUUUCCUGGAGUGGAAUAUCCAGCAGCCGAGAGCAGCUUCCUGUCUAUUGUCCUGAGAAGACUGUAGCUUGUCUCCUGCAGGAUUUUCCAAGUAGAAAUGACUCCAUAUCUUCAGGGACCAAAUGGGGUUUUGCAAACAAUGCAAUUCUAAGCCGCUCUGCUUUUCCUAUAGAAAUAAAGUGCUGCAAGGAUUUUA
Messenger RNA from Crotalus tigris (Tiger rattlesnake), 5080 nucleotides. Its product is annotated as glycine receptor subunit alpha-4-like. Gene Ontology annotation, molecular function: transmitter-gated monoatomic ion channel activity; transmembrane signaling receptor activity; glycine binding. Gene Ontology annotation, cellular component: plasma membrane; neuron projection; synapse. The transcript is spliced from 9 exons. The coding region runs from base 896 to 2245 and encodes 449 amino acids. The record is from RefSeq and is a predicted model, not a curated record. Gene Ontology annotation, biological process: regulation of membrane potential; nervous system process; chemical synaptic transmission. NCBI's taxonomy places the organism in Eukaryota, Metazoa, Chordata, Lepidosauria, Squamata, Viperidae.